This is a messenger RNA of Botrytis fragariae, 528 nucleotides long. RefSeq lists its product as uncharacterized. The record is from RefSeq and is a predicted model, not a curated record. The coding region runs from base 1 to 528 and encodes 175 amino acids. The transcript has 2 exons. NCBI's taxonomy places the organism in Eukaryota, Fungi, Ascomycota, Leotiomycetes, Helotiales, Sclerotiniaceae.
AUGUAUUCUCAACACCUUCUUUCCGUCGCUGUCUUGACAGCUAAUCUUGUCUCUGCAUCAAGCAACCCGACAUACUUCAACCUCACCGCCAUCUCUGCCGUGAACAAUGCUUCAUUAUUCCAAUGUUGGCAACUAACAACCCCAAUCACUUCAUCUGCCCAGAAUGGUCUUUCGGGAAGCAUGGUGCAGCAAUUGGGCGCUUUGAACGGCAAUGCUACCUACGGCUACCUUCCGGCAAACUUCCCGGGUGCAAAUCAUCCAGCGCCAGGAAACCAAUAUGUCGUUAUCUUGUCUGGCAAAAUGAUAGUCACAGUCCCAAACACUACUGAGCGCGCAAUCUUCACAGGAGGGGCAAAUAGCGUGAUUAUUGCUGCGGAUACGGCGGAUAAGAGUAUCAUCGGCCAUGUCACAGGAACAUUGAAUGAGCCUGUAGCAGCUUUGCAGAUACCUUUUUUGAAUGGUCAAAUUCCUCCUUACAAAGUGUUAUACAAUGGCGCUUGUGAAUCUAGGGAACUUAACUUUUGUUAG